AUGGAUCCAGCCAAAUUGGUGCAGGAAGUCAAAAAUCUGCGUGUCGCAGUGCGAAGUAAGGAGGAACGCAUAGCCACUCUCGAAAAGCAUUGCGAAUUUUUGACCGAAGAAGCCUCCAAAGCAGACCGUGCGACACAGAGGUGUAAUUUUUAUGAGGAAAAACGAACCGCUUGAGCUUAUUUUCAGCAACACUUUCACAUCGUCUCGUAAGUUGUACCCUUAUUGCAUCGCGCUCUCAGAACGCCAGUGAAUAAGAAGAGACAGCUGCCUUCGCAGCUCCCACGAUGAUCUAAUACCCAUUUCUGGAUCGCAAUCGAGAGUGUCAGAACUUGGUGGAGCAGGGAAAUACCCAAGAGCUCGCGCUCAAGGACCUAGAGGCAGAACUGGAAGAGGGAAGAGCCGACUUUCAUGCAUCUGAAAGGGAAGAGAGAACGCAACAAGAUCGCUUGGUGACGCUGGCAGCGCAAAUAGAACAAGUACAUGCUGCUUUAUCCUUUUUCUUUUGGUUUUGUUGAUCGAUGAAGAUUCUUUAUUCGCUUUGUGAAGAUUUCUUGAACCUGAACUCUCUCAUUCUGUUUCUUGUUCAUAAUGAUCUUAUGUGUUGGUACUAGUAUAACGUCGAAGUAGACGAACUAAGAACACAGCUAAAUCUUGCAUCCAUUCUCAGGUCUCCAUCCAGAAGCAACAAGAUCGAGAAAGAAUGGUCGAGGAAAUUACCAUGGUAGGCGACGAGAUUCAUGAAGCCUCGCGAGCACUAGAUGAAGAACAAGCAUUGUUAUGUCUGGUCGUGUGGUCACAGUUUUUUUAUUUUUCGAUAGUUAGUCUUAGUAAAAAUUAUAGAAAUAGUAUCGAUCUCUACCUGUAGCUCCUGGUACCUGUCGCUCUAGCCGUAAUAUUUAAACAAUGCGAACAGCUGAAUGAGCACGCAAUGUUGUACCUGCAGCACUUGUCCAUCUCCAUCGUCCGACGUGAUCUACUUGCUCAUCGAUGACCUCCAACUAAGUACUUGCUCAUCAUGCUCAUGUUGCAACUACAUCUAGAAAUCUAGAACUAGAUCUUCUACUUCUACAUCUUCUGCUUCUUCUACAUCUCUCUUGUACUAACUAAUUUGUUCAGGGUCAUUAUAGUCUAACCCCAGCACGCAAGAACUCAGCUGUCAACGAGAUUGCGGAAGCGGCAGAUGCACUGCAAGCCGCUGUGGAUCAAGCGCGGGCUAAGUGGAGCAGCAUGAACGAGAAACUCGAUUUUGCCCUAAGAAAGUACGAAGAUGAAAUCGAAUCACAUAUGAGGAUAGACUGA
Molecule: messenger RNA, 1299 nt
Organism: Amoebophrya sp. A25
Lineage: Eukaryota; Dinophyceae; Syndiniales; Amoebophryaceae
Source: the annotation of a GenBank genome assembly